Molecule: messenger RNA, 447 nt
Organism: Endocarpon pusillum Z07020
Lineage: Eukaryota; Fungi; Ascomycota; Eurotiomycetes; Verrucariales; Verrucariaceae
Exons: 1
Coding region: 1-447 (148 amino acids)
Source: RefSeq, a predicted model, not a curated record
AUGCAGCCCUAUGGUCGUCAGUGCAGACAAACUUUCAAGAAGAUGCUAUACCCAUGGCAUCAGUCAAUCCGGCUGAUCCCGACAACAACACAACAAAAACACUCCCUUAUAGUCAUACAACUGCGACAGAGAAUCUACCUACACGGCCAAUUAUUCAAGUCUUCCCACCAGAGUCUAAUCCAAAUUAUGUCACGAUGGAGGAGGAGGAGGAGAAAAUAUUCUGCCUUUCCGGAAGAAAUUUGUGAGCAGAGAAUCGGCCGAGACUACCAGAGUCGCUUCUGGUGCGGGUUUUGUGGAGAGAUUGUGGUACUGCAGAAGAAGGGGUUGGAGGGGGCGAAUGAGAAAUUCGAUCAGGGCUUCUGGGAUCGUGUAUUAGACCUAUUUACAUCGUCAGUACAAACUACAUCUGAUCACGACGAGCGUGCAGGACGACUCAGAGAAUUCUAA